ACUGUUUCUUUAAAUCUUUAUCAUCGAGAACGAGAAUUAUGAGUUUGUUUCAUCUUGCUCCAUUUGAACAAGCUAGAGGUUCUGGAGUACUUAACCCUGACAGCAGUAAGCUUUGGAACCCGGAUUUACAGGAAGAUGAUACCCAUUAUUCGGGGAAAAUGUUGGAAACUUCUAAUUUUAGAACAAAAUUCUCAGAGUCGACACAUAUGCGACAGAGAAUGACAAAGUUGCGCGGCAGUGAAUCUGGCUCGACAGCUGAAGAACAGCCAGAUGUCGUCUUCUUUCCAACAGCUGACAGUUCACCACAAAAUGGCGGCUGCCAGGACGGAGUUUCUGGAGGAAGUGGUUUUAAUACUUUCGGUUUUCUUUCUUUUCUUCUUGCUGCCUUCAAUGCUGUCAGUGUAGUGUCAAACAACAACAACAACCGCAAUAACAACAACAAUAACCGAAAUAAUGACAACAAUAACAACAACUUCCAGACCUUAGAGAGUUCUGUUCAGGGUAUGCAGAUGGUUAAUAGAAAAAGAAGGGAAAUAUCUGAGCAGAGCUUACUUCUAAAUUUACCCAUGGCAGUUUUUAACAUGAUCAAAACUGAUUUAAAUGUCACAAGAAACAAAACAAUUUCGAACGACGACAUUGACAAUUCUAUACAAGACGACAUUAAAGACUCAGCUUCCAAACACCUUAUUGAGUCUGUGCAAAGGUUUAUAUCUGCCUGGCUGAGAAAUCAAGGGACGAAAGAGAAACAAUGUCUCCUGAAAAAUAUAUGUCAGGCUAACCCUGCCCCACCAAGCCAAGGAGAAACCCCGGAACAUGUUUUGAUAUUCAACCAUGCAGUAAAUAAAGCCCUUAUCAGAGAUCUUGGUUUGGAAUCAGAAGAAGACGACUUUCUAAAAGCAGCGGAGAAAGGUAAAUCCGGUGAAUCCUGCUCAGAAAUAUAUCCACUCUGCCCUUUAGAUGAAGAGCUAACAAUGGAAAUAGUUGAAAAGAGUCUGCUUCUGCCAGCGUCCAUGUUUAACAAAUUCUUCUUUUAAACUUCAAAUUUAUUAUGUAAAAAAAAACUACAGAGGGGGUCAAAUUGACCCCCCCCCCCAGCAGGAAUAGGGUUAAUAAAAAGCUGGAUAAAAAGACGUCUUCAGUUCAAUCUUUUAAGUAAAAAUCUCAAAAAUAGUUGUAAUUUUACAAAUCUUGUAAUCAUGAUAUAUCCACUUUAUAACUUCAUCAGUCCCAGGAUACCUUACUGCUAAGCAACGUUUCUAAUUUAUAGAUUGAAAAAACGACGGAUCUUAUUUCUCUGUAUUCCCAUGAUUACUGUAACAUAUUAUGAAUGUGAUAUAUCAUAUCGAUAAUAUAAAUAAAAGUUCAAAAUUUUAAAAACA
This is a messenger RNA of Eurytemora carolleeae, 1379 nucleotides long. Its product is annotated as M-phase inducer phosphatase. NCBI's taxonomy places the organism in Eukaryota, Metazoa, Arthropoda, Copepoda, Calanoida, Temoridae. The coding region runs from base 39 to 1034 and encodes 331 amino acids. The record is from RefSeq and is a predicted model, not a curated record. The transcript has 13 exons.